Molecule: messenger RNA, 3456 nt
Organism: Athalia rosae (coleseed sawfly)
Lineage: Eukaryota; Metazoa; Arthropoda; Insecta; Hymenoptera; Athaliidae
Product: B-cell CLL/lymphoma 6 member B protein
Exons: 3
Coding region: 1115-2512 (465 amino acids)
Biological process (GO): regulation of transcription by RNA polymerase II
Molecular function (GO): protein binding; DNA-binding transcription factor activity, RNA polymerase II-specific; RNA polymerase II cis-regulatory region sequence-specific DNA binding
Source: RefSeq, a predicted model, not a curated record
AUCAGAGAUCGCGCAAAUUCUUACUACUCGGUGGCGCGGUAUACUUGGAGUGAUUUUCGUGCAGGUAAUACGCGAAAAAUGACGCCCGUUGUCAGCUAAUAUACAGGGUACAAUGUGGUGUUGGUAUAUAUGUGGAUUCGAUACAUACUGGUUAUACACAUGGUACUGUGGAGUAUUAUUUGCGUUGAACUUUGAACGCUUUUAAGCGCAGCCGAAGACCAUGUGGCUUCGAAUCAGCCAAUCUCCGGCUUUCGGGGGCGGUUCUCGUCGGGCUUUAGAGGUAGGGGAGGAUGGGGUAAGCACCCCCAGCAGUGAACGUUCCGUAACGUACUUCGGGCGUUCAAAUCACAGACGUGCGGCAUCGCGACGCUGUCAUUAGCCGCUGCCUAACAGGUUCAAUUUCACUUUGAAAAUUUUUCACACAAGGUGGAAGACCUUAUUAUCCGAGGUCUCGUUGUUUUCGAAUUUCUCACGCCCGUUUGGCGGAAAAUAAUCUUCAAACAUGCAGAUUCAAGUUUCACGAUUUCCGCGCUACUGCAGUGAAAAUAAAAACAUCCAGUGAAAAAAUUACGCGUCGAAAAUAACCGAGAUUCCCAUCGCCCGAAAGAAAAUCGAAAAAGUGUAGGACUGUCACGCGACUCUUCGGAUGUCGAAGGUCUCACGCAGCUCAUUGAUAAAUCAGACGAAACAUCAAAAGAACAGCACGCGCUAUCGGCAGAUUUUCGAUCUUUUGGAUCACCCGACAUUACAGUUUGAAACACCCGCAGCUUUACUUCAUGACACAGACUGAUCGAAAGCACGACCACUGAUAGAACCGAGAUUAAUUAUGCAAAAUAAUCACGAACACAAAUAUCGGCGAAGAUCUGCUCAAGCGACGUGCAUCUGUAAUUUUAUCGACAGCUGUCUGGAAGCGGAAAAUAAAAAAUCUAGCGGUUAGUGAUCCGAGCUUCCUUGGACGUUGAAGAAAGAACUUCAAAAUAAAUAAUUGCAAAAUUUACGCACAUCGAGAACUAGACGACAAAAUGUUACACGGUGAAAUGCCCGGAUCGUUUGAACGAGUCUAAUUCCAUGCACUACUGUGGGACCAAAAAAAUAGCCAAGUAAACGCUCAAAGAUGUACAGUUUGUACAGAGCAUGGUUCGGCAGCGAAGGUUGCAGUCCUCUGGAAACGAGGUCGAUGGGUCCCGUCAGCCCUGCGGUCGGCCUGUCGCCACCAGACACCCUGAUCAGAGUUGGAAACGACGGAGAGCAUCAAUUCGUGGCACACCGCAGCAUCUUAGCUGCUCACAGCGGUUACCUGAAGGCGUUGCUCGCAACCGCAUCGAACGUUGCUUCGAGCAGUAGCACAAUCAGUUCCAGCGUUGCGUCUCUUUCCGUUUCGUCAGUCGGUGGUGAAGCGUUCGCGCCUCUUUUGAACUACAUGUAUACCGGACGUCUGGAAGUUACUUUGGACAACAUUUACAGCGUUUUGCUCGCAACGCACUUACUCCACAUGCCAGGAGCACUGGAACAGUGCAGAGCGGCCCUGUUGAAGCUGCGGGCCCCUCCAGCAACGUCCACUGGAGUUCUGAGGCCCGUACCCAGCAGAGUCGUUGGUCCUCCUCUCUGUUGGCCACCUCCGACACUCUAUUCGACAGGGCCUCUGCCUCUUCCCAAUUUAGGAGUUCCAGCAUCAUGUUCUUUGUCCAGAAUGCCUGGUACACCGAUCUCUCACGAAUCGCAUCCAAUCGAUUCGACGUACAACGUGAUUGAAAAAUAUCCGUCACCGCGACCAUCGACUUCUCAGCAGCGUCCUCGUUCACCCGCGAGAUCAUCGAGUCCCGAAGCAUCGGGGAAAAGCGAGGCCAAGACCUCUCGACUGCAAAGAUCGCCCAGUCCAGCGGAUAGCAGCGAACAAAUAUCCGUGACCGAUUCAGAGCCAAAUCGAAGCAGAAAAAUUCAAAGACCGACGAGCACGGAGCAGGGGAACGGCUCGAACGUGCCGAACUCGAGCGUGGUCAUAGAUAUUGCCUGCUGCGAUGGACCUGUCCGUUUCCAUCGUGUGUUGAACGAAAAUUAUUCGGCAAGUAACAGCGGCGAGCAGUCGCGAGUAUGCGAAAUCGAAACGACAUCCGAAAAUGACGAGAACAUUUGCGACGUAGAGGGAGAAGUGAACCUCGAGAGUCCCGGUUUCGCGGUUCUUUCUGCCGGUAAUAGCCCGAAUGAAAGUGGUCAUUACACUUGCGGAUAUUGCAGACAUACUUUCAAGUCACAAUAUUGUUAUCAGAAGCACGCCAGGCGACAUUUGCAUCCCGCUAACGGUGACGGUCAGACGAGCGCAGGUCGCCGACGAGAGGUACGUCUCCUGGAUUUGAACGUCCAAUACUACCCCUGCAAAAUAUGUGGCAGCAAAUUUCCGAGCUAUUACUUCGUUCAUAAACACCGCAAACUGUGCCACGCGAAUGAAGAUAAUCAGAGCGGAAGUGACGAACCGAAUAUCAACAAUUCAACGAACGCUGCACAGACCCAAUAAUGAACCUGAGUGAUUAUCGAAUUAGACGGAGAAAUGAUCAGUGUUUAAAUAAUGUGAUCUUCAAAUUAUUAGUCGUUCGGUGUAUUCGUCAGUUGAAUAAACGGAUGGAAAGUCGUCAUCCAUUCAAAAAUCAUUCGACGUUAGACCGAUUGUUAGUCGACGUAUGAAAUUCCAAAUCAUUUAUUGUUACGGUUAUAACGAUAUUACUCAAAAUGAAUCGCAUUGCCAUGUAACGGCCGAAGUAUUGAUUAAUAAUGUUGGUAAUAAUAAGUAAUUACUGUACAGUCCUGUAUUUAUCUGAUAAAAUAUUAAAUAAAUAAAAUAAUGUAACGAACAUCAGGGAGAACUACGCUUUCUACGAAGCGAGGCGAUUACGGGAAUACUCGAAUGUUCGCACUCCGCAAAUCGUUGAUUCAUUAAUUUCGCCCUGACGACGACAUGUUUUUUAAUUUUAUUUAUAAUUGAAGUCGACUGGCACGCUAGUGAAACAAACGCGUAUGGAAGUGUGAAUAAUUAUUAACGGGAGGGGGGUCAUCGAUUACAAAAAAAAUUUAAUAAAUAAAUAAACAUAUAACGAAACGAAAAUUGGAACAGAAAAAUAAAGGUAACCGUAGAUGGCGAUGCGCAGCAUUGCGGUAUUAACGCAUCAGCGUCGCUCAAACGCACGACAACUGACACCGGCUCAAAGAAUAAUCUCCCCGGACAAUUACCGUGGAAACAGAAUAAUCUGUUAUUUCCCGAAUCAAUAAUAUCGUCACGAACUCCGCAUGGAAUAAUAUCACGAAUUACAAGUCGCCGAUGUCGAAUCAACUGACUGAUUUUAGAUAACAUUUAUCGGUAGCUCAAUCAUUCUUCGGGAUGAAUAUCAGCUCGUGAAAAAAUUGCGUGAUAAAUAAUUCUGUAAACUUUCCCCACAUGGUUUUGGGAAAAUUGAAAUCAGAUUC